Eucalyptus grandis is the source of this 1697-nucleotide messenger RNA. RefSeq names its product metal tolerance protein 11. Gene Ontology annotation, biological process: monoatomic cation transport; transmembrane transport. Lineage: Eukaryota; Viridiplantae; Streptophyta; Magnoliopsida; Myrtales; Myrtaceae. The coding region runs from base 522 to 1496 and encodes 324 amino acids. The record is from RefSeq and is a predicted model, not a curated record. Gene Ontology annotation, cellular component: membrane. The transcript has 6 exons. Gene Ontology annotation, molecular function: manganese:proton antiporter activity.
UUUCGAAGCGUAUCGAGUGCCAAUAUGCGAUGUUGCGCGCGCGCUUUAUAGAUGCGUUGUCGACGGUUGAUGAUUUUUUAUCUUUUGUUGGGGAAUGGACGUUUAUAAUAAACAAUUCGGCAUCUGAAUUUUCUCUAAAAUCCGUCAGGAUUUGCCUGUUUUAUUAUUAGUUUGUGGGGUUCGUAGAUUCUUGAGUUGUGUGUUGGGUAGGCGCGCAAGUUUGAAUUUUUUUAUGUGGGACUGUUGCGUAUUUAUGUGAUUUAUAAGGUUCAUUGGUGGCAUAUGUAUUUGGCCUUUCGUUAUCGGGUGCUUUGUUUUUCUGUUGAUAAAGUUGCUGCACUUGGAAUUUCCCCCCCGGGGUCAACUUCAUAGUUCUGUGUCAUAUGGUUGAUGGGUUUUGUUUAAGGAGAAGGAAAAUGGUUUGUGCCUUGGGUAAAAUCUGGGUUCUUCCUGCGGCUGAGGCUUGAUUUGCUAUAGGUCCUGAAGAUAAUGUGGCUGAGUACUAUCAACAGCAGGUAGAAAUGCUUGAGGGAUUUAAUGAAAUGGAUACACUAGCGGAGCGGGGUUUCGUUCCUGGAAUGUCAAAGGAAGAGCGUGAGAAGUUGGCUAACAGCGAAACAUUUGCCAUUAGAAUAUCAAAUGUCGCAAACAUGUUUCUCUUUGCUGCUAAAGUUUAUGCAUCUAUUCAAAGUGGCUCAUUAGCCAUAAUUGCAUCCACACUGGAUUCUCUUCUCGAUCUUUUGUCUGGAUUUAUCUUGUGGUUCACUGCAUUCUCCAUGCAAACGCCUAACCCAUAUCAUUAUCCUAUAGGAAAGAGACGUAUGCAACCAUUGGGUAUUCUUGUUUUUGCAUCUGUUAUGGCAACAUUGGGUUUGCAGAUUAUUCUGGAGUCAGUGCGCCAGCUUCUGUCUGAUGAAGCUGAAUUCCAUUUAACAAAAGAGCAAGAGAAAUGGGUUGUGGGCAUUAUGCUGUCAGUGACCCUGGUUAAACUGUUACUGGUUGUCUAUUGCCGAUCUUUCACUAAUGAGAUUGUCAAAGCUUAUGCCCAGGAUCACUUUUUCGAUGUCAUCACUAAUAUCAUUGGCUUGAUUGCUGCACUGCUUGCUAAUUAUUUUGAUGACUGGAUGGACCCUGUUGGGGCUAUUAUUCUGGCCUUGUAUACCAUCCGGACGUGGUCCAUGACGGUGCUGGAAAAUGUGAACUCUCUCGUGGGGAGAGCUGCUGCCCCAGAGUUUCUGCAGAAGCUCACUUAUCUCUGUUGGAACCAUCACAAGGCGAUAAAAAAAAUCGACACCGUCCGGGCUUACACUUUUGGGUCGCACUACUUUGUUGAGGUCGACAUCGUUCUGCCCUCCAACAUGCCCUUGCAAGAGGCUCACGACAUCGGGGAAUCCUUGCAGGAAAAGCUGGAGCUCCUUUCCGAGAUCGAGCGUGCAUUUGUCCAUCUCGACUACGAGUACUCCCACAAGCCAGAGCAUGCGCAAGCUCACUCGUAGCAGCAUCCGCCAUGUCCGUGUAUUAACUUUUUACUUUUGGCCCUGAAUAACUGCCUCCUCUCCUGAAACGCGAUUUUUGCUGUCGGGAGAAAAACAAUGAGGACUAAUGUCAUAGGAUGAUGUAUUACUGAUAUGAUGCUGGGGCGUACCUCUACAUUCGAGCCGUGAUGGUGACAAAUUAGGUCUAAUUCUGCACUCGAA